GCAGGUCAACGGAAGUGCAGUGUAAAUCCAUGGACGCCGUUGUUUGAUGGAAGUCUGUUGAUCAACGAGAGCGAGGACAGUCUGACUGAGAGUUUGUUUGAGGGAUACUUGUACAACACACACCUCACAAUGCCUCCGAGCCGGCCGGUGACGGGCUCAAACAAGGCUCGUAAAAAACUCAUCCGUCCCAGUUCUGCGUCUGCAAAUCUUCACUGUUAUUCUAUAAGUGUACUGGACAAUGCCCAGAGACCGGCCACAGCAGCCACGUCCGGACUGCUCUCAGACAAACCCCAAAGACCUACCACCCAAGCAGGAGGGUCCCGAAAACAAUGGGAACCGCCAAAAGAAGACAACUCCUUUAUCGAGGCGGCAAAACAGCCCCGCCGUUUGACUCUUGGGGCCGUGGAUGGGAUCCUGGAAUUACAAUCCAUCAAAAGACCAGGAAAUAUUCAAGGAUCGGUGUCACAGCAGCUGAAAAACAAGAUUGAAGAGCAGAUCAACAUAGAGACAUUAGAACAGUUGAAGCAGGCAUUUGCUGAAGCUGAUGCCAACCAAUCAGGACAAUUGGAUUUGGAAGAGUUCAAGGCUCUGCUCAAACAGAGGCUGUACAUCAAAGGAAACAAGCGACUGCCCAGGACCUCGUCGGUGGUACUUGAGAACCAGAUAGACUCGCUGUUUAUGAAGAUAGAUUGGUCGUCGGAGGGUGUAAUUUCCUGGGACGAGUUUUGCACCUACAUGCAGCUGGAGUAUGCAGAAAAGGAAGAUUCGUAUCUCCGAUCUAAAGAGGUCAACUUUCAUCUCCCGGCCAAGAUACAAAAUCCCCAGCACAAGAAUCCCAUUCUGAAAAUCACGGACACUCCCGACGGAACGUUCAUAGCAUGUAGUCAGGAUGGCAUGGUGACUUUCUGGGGAGCUAAUGUCGAACUGAAGGAAACUAAAUAUGUUGUGAAUACUGAGGCCAAAAACAAACAGAAAACAAAAUGGAUCACCGAUUUUGUAAUCAUGGCCCAGUGGAAGAAGGUUCUUGUGGGAACGGGAGACAGAGAAAUUCAGUUCUUUGAUUCCUCCUCCUAUAAACCAUAUUGUCAAAUCAGCAGUCUGGAGACGGUGCCAUUAAAACUGGAUUACUGUGCGACUGGGUCAGACGAGUGUUUGAUUUUAUUUGGGGACAGCGAUGGGUGCAUCAACAUACUAGUCAUUAACUCAGUUGGAGAGUGUCUCAGGACAUGGAACAAACUCCCCAGUAAAGAGGGGUUUAUAGCGGAAAUUAGUCUGUCGGAUGCUAUAUCCAAAUCCAAAAUCCAAUUCAUCCGUUGGAAAGUUCACGGAGACUGGGUACAACAGUUGAAGUAUUACCAUGAUAUAGGACAAGUCAUCUCAUGCUCAAAUCACCAGGAAACAGCAUUAGUUAUAGGUUGUACGUCUGGAAGCACUCGAGUCGACCAGGGAGGGAACUCCUACACAGAGAAAGCCAAGAAAACAAAUGCCAAACUGAGGCUGGACGCGGACCAGAAAGUGUUCUACGUUUAUAAAGGAGUCAAAUGCUUCGACUUUUCAAAAGAUAAAAACAUCAUCGUUACUGGGGGGAUGGACAGGAUUGUGAGACUGUGGAACCCUUAUGUCUCCGAUAAACCAACUGCCAUGCUUCGUGGACAUAACGCCCCCAUAUUUUAUCUGUUUAUCGCUAAUGAUGAAAAUCGUGUGUUCAGCUUAUCCACAGACAAGUGUAUCAAGGUGUGGGACAUUUUGGAUCACAAUUGUCUGUUGACUGUCCGACCAAAAGGUCACAAGAUUCGAGGUGACCUCCAAGCCUGCCAUUACUCCAGUGCUGCCAAGAGCAUCGCCAUAGCAACUGAUCAAAUGGCUAUUCUCAAUCUCAAACAAAAACUGGACGCGAAUCUCUGCAGACCUACAAAGCAUGCAGACAUCACCAUCACUCACAAAGAACCGGUCACCUGUGUACGAUAUAAUCCUAGCUUUAAACAAGUCAUCACCUGCUCGGAGAGUUCAGUGAUUAAGUUGUGGGAUCUGGAGACAGGAACGCCCAUCUUUGAAUAUGGCGACGCCCACGGAGAUUCUGCCAUCACUUGCAUGACAUUUGACAACACUGGAAGAAGGUUAAUAACUGGGGGUAGGGAUGGCAUUCUCAAAAUCUGGAACUAUAACAAUGGACAUUGUCUGAAAGUUCUUAAGAAAGAGGAUGAUAAUGACGAGAUCUGUGACAUAACUUACGUAGAGAUGAACAGAAACAGAUAUGUGGUGUCUGUUGGAUGGGACAAAAGAAUCAAUAUUUACUCGGAUUCUGUGACUGAUGUCAACAUCCAUCAUGUACAGCAUCCGAAUCCGAACUGGUCGGAUGAUCUGAAGGACGGUCACAGGGAAGACAUCCUGUCUGUCUCCCAAUGUCCGCCAAAUCUGCUGGCGACAUCCGGAUACGACGGAGAAAUCAUCGUGUGGAACAUGGUUUCUGGUCACAUCUUCUGUCAUCUUUCUGCGCCGUUACCCAGUGACUACGAGGACCAAUCAUUGGAUGGAGACCUGAGUAUCAACAAGCUGCUGUUUAUCCAGAGUCGUGCGUACAACAAGGACUCGGCCUCUCUGAUUGCCAGUGGGCCGCGGGCGCACAUUCAUUUCUGGAACGUCUUCCAGGGCGGCACCCUCAUGGCUCAGUUCCCAGGGUCCACUACUCGGGGUGCAAUGAUCAGCACAAUGGCCAUCACGGAUACGACAGAAGGAAACGAGGACAGCAUCACGCUGAUGGUGGGGGACAGCUUGGGGUUCAUCUUCCUGUUUGACAUCUCUGGGUACUGUCUGAUUGCAGCAGAAGAGGACCCCCCGGAAUUGCUACACAGCUGGCGUGGACACGUGGACAGCAUCACGUGUAUGGAGCUGGUGGAGAAACACAGACUAUUGAUGACUGCCUCCAACGACUGCACUGUCCGCAUGUGGAACUUCGACGGUGACUACAUAGGAACAUUUGGUCAGCCUGACUCUUGGGACAUUUAUAAACCUUCAUCGUAUCGCCAUCCCAUGGUUCCCUAUGACGUGUUAAUCGACCCAAUGAGCCUGCCAUCGCACCCCGUGAUAGAAGAGAAACAAAAUACUCAACAGAUCAUCCACGAAGGAGAAAAUGGUCAUUUGAAGGCUCCUCAGUUUACAUUCAAGAAGGAGCAAUUUUAUAUCGAUGAUGAAGAAAUCGCUACAGAACUUCGUAAACUUCAGACUAUCCUCAAAGACGAAUCUCUCACAGAAGAACAGGCCAAGGCAUACAAAGGAAAAUGGUUGCGUCAUGAGAAAACUAAGAUAAAGGAGAUUGACCGAGGCGGCCCCAGCGAUUAUCAAAUGCUAAAAUGGUCCCCCAUUCAGGAGCCACCCUCCAUCCCAAAACCCAAAUCCAUGAAGAAAAGUAAAGACGAUUCGUUCGACAUUGCGUUGGAAAUUUAAGCCCUCUUGAAGUUCAACAUAAUCUCAAGUUGCCAUGGAAAUUGUGUGGAAUAAUUUUAUGAGCAAAAAAGCAUGAUGUGAAUAGAUUUUUAUACAAUUUUACAAAUCAUGAACAACUUUACUUGCAGUAAUUUUAAGUAGCGUUCUCCGGUUGAGCUUUUAUUUGAAGAAAAGGCCAUUGUUAUCAGAGAUUUAGGGUUGUGAUGUACAGGAAUCCAAAUCAGAUAAUCUUAUUGUGAAGACAUUUAUGACCUGUCAUCACCCGUGGGUGUGAUGAUUUAGUAAGUGCACAGCUUUGUAAGAUUCCUGGUGCAGUAUGCGCGAAUCUUUAUUGCGAGUACCGACCUUGGAAAAAUUGUCGUUAACAUCAGAUUUGUGAGAAAAUAAAAUCAUGAUUGCUAUAUGUACUUCAAAAGUAAUGAUGAAUUUAUUAAAACGAGACUUAAUAUUCUGCAGGUGACUUCUUUUGAAUUAACGUGAAUAUUGAUUACUCACGUAGAAUUAGGAAUAGAUCUGAGUCUCGUCAGUAGAAUAAGAUACUGCCCUAACGUUUCAUGGGUAACUUUUGUAAUGUUUUAAAAUUAGAGCAUUUUGACUGUUAAUUAUUCUGUCUAUGCUGAAUGUAUACAUUUCAAAGUUUAUAUAUACGUUUUGGAAUGGCAGGUUUUAUCCUUUUGUUUUACGGUGUGAAUUUCUAUCUGUGUAUGAAGACAAACUUGACAUUGGUGUUUGUUUGAUCAUGCUGCAAUAGGAGGUGACCUCGCUGUGUAGAUUCUCGAACUGCGUGAGGUAUAGAUACAAUAAUAGCUGGUAUAUUGCUGAAAACUUAUAACAUUAAAAUUCUGUUUUCUUUUAUAUAUAAAAAACCCCACAUUGGACUGCUGUCUCAUCUAUGUAACUUGUACUACACAUAUGUGUAAGGUCCAUUUUGUAUUCUACAUCAUUCAGAUUCUCAGUUGUUGUUUUUUCAAUCUCUCAAUACUGUUCUUUGUAGACUUCCUUUUUUUUUGUUGAUAUUUCUUAAUGAAUGUUUCUGUGGUCAUCUCCUGGAAUUUUAUGGAAGAAACAUUUUGAACAGAGAGACAACAUCUUAAUGAUAGCGGAAAUCUUUACCCUAGUAUUAUCUACCAGUCCCAUCCAGCUGUAUAAUAUACAUGUUUUUAUACAAGAUUUAUAUAUAUGCAUUGUUGCUUUGGAGAUUGUUCAGUAUAAAAUAUAUAUUUAUUUUUGUAUGUUCUGUUGACUGUGAUAAAUUUUUCAAGGAAAUAAAAUUUCACAAAUUCU
Messenger RNA from Ostrea edulis (European flat oyster), 4728 nucleotides. Its product is annotated as WD repeat-containing protein on Y chromosome-like. The record is from RefSeq and is a predicted model, not a curated record. Gene Ontology annotation, molecular function: protein binding; calcium ion binding. The transcript is spliced from 26 exons. Lineage: Eukaryota; Metazoa; Mollusca; Bivalvia; Ostreida; Ostreidae. Bases 130 to 3444 code for a protein of 1104 amino acids.